CUCUUCCGUUCAUUCCAGCGUUUGAGCAAUCUGCUUGCAACACCCAAAGGCCAAACGUUCGUGGCUGAAUCACUUGUUCACAAUGGCAACUGCACUAAUCAGGUAUGGUAUAACUCGGGGCGCCUGCCACGCGAGCUGUAGUAACUCGUACUCUCAGCUUCCCCAACCAGCCGUCUUACCCCAAUUCUGCAAGAUCAUCGACAUUUCCGAGACCCGCUUUCGAUGCCCGUGAGCGACUGUGCUUGAUCGAGUCUCAUUUGCCAAGAUCCAACACGCAUAUUUCAAGCAAGCCUUCUAAGCAGGACUUCGCACGCGACACUGCAGUCCACCCAGGCAAGCCAAAAGCGUCACAUACCAGCCAAUUCACUGCCAUGGCUUCCAAGAGAGGAGCAGAAACUAAAGAAUGCCCAACGUGCAAGAGGAAGUUUGAAGACGAGCCAACAGAGGAGAAGCCCUCUAAGCUCGCACGGAAGGACACCACCGUAGACGUCGAUUCGGUUGUUGAGGACAAGCUCAACCAGCUGCCUCCACUGCCAUCACCUCCUCUCAACCAACAUCCCCAAUUCGUGCAUUGCGUCCCACCCGAGGCACCAACAUACCGCGAGUACUCCGUCUUCCUUGCAGGCAGCAUCGAAAUGGGCAAAGCUGUGCAAUGGCAAAAGCACAUGGCGACUUUCCUCUCCACAUUACCCAUCACAGUCAACAACCCUCGCCGAGGACACUGGGAUCCAACAGCGACGCAGGAAGCCAAGAACGAAGCUUUCAAGCACCAAGUCGAGUGGGAGCUCUCCGCGCUAGAGAAAGCCGAUGUGAUCUGCUUCUUCUUCGACGCCACCACGAUAAGUCCCGUUACAAUGAUGGAACUGGGCCUCUGGGCAAAGUCCAAGAAAGUUGUCGUUUGCUGUGACAAGAGGUUCUGGCGCGCUGGCAACAUCCACAUUGUUUGCGACCGCUAUGGCGUACCGUUUGUCGAGAGGUUUGAGGAUCUCGUGCCCGCUAUCAAAAACAUGCUUGAGGAGAAGGGUAUGCGGCUCGAUGAGAACAGCAAUCUCAUCAAAUGAUCAGCGUAUACCUUUUCACCGAUACUAGAUGGGAAUCUUCAAGUUCGGCGUCGAUGUUGGCGCUGGAGGCUUACUGUCGCUGGCGUUAUGGCUAUAAGGGGAUACGGCUGUAUCAAUAGGUUGGUAUUCACACAUGCGUGUGUAUUUGAUUUGCCAUUAGAAGUUUCAUUGCAUUAUACUUACGUUAUCGAACCAACCCUGC
Molecule: messenger RNA, 1263 nt
Organism: Macroventuria anomochaeta
Lineage: Eukaryota; Fungi; Ascomycota; Dothideomycetes; Pleosporales; Didymellaceae
Exons: 1
Coding region: 372-1061 (229 amino acids)
Source: RefSeq, a predicted model, not a curated record